AUCUCAAUCCUGCAAUUCGUACGUAGCUCUACCUUCCCAAGUCCCAACCAUCAAAAUGCAGUCUCUCGGGCUUGAAAUUGAGAAGGACUUUGUCCAAACAUCAGAGCGAGUCAAAUCUGUGGAUCUACAUCCAACUAAACCAUGGAUUUUAACCAGUCUGCACUCAGGAAGUGUGUGUAUUUGGGACUACGAGUCCCAGAAGUUAGAGAAGUCCUUCACGGUCACUGGAUCACCAGUAAGGUCAGCAAAGUUCAUUGUGCGGAAAAACUGGAUUGUUGUUGGAUCUGAUGAUGCAUUUAUCCGUGUAUAUGAUUGUGAAACAAUGGAAGUUAUCAAAGAGUUUGAAGCACACAGCGAUUACAUUAGGGGUCUGGCUGUGCAUCCUAGUCUUCCAUAUGUGUUGUCGUCCUCAGAUGACAAACUUAUAAAGAUUUGGGACUGGGAGAAGGGCUGGAUUUGCACUCGGGUAUUUGAAGGCCAUGAUCAUUAUGUGAUGCAACUCGCGUUCAAUCCAAAAGACCUCAACACUUUUGCAAGUGCAUCACUUGAUGGCACCAUAAAGAUAUGGAAUGUUGAUUCUCCUAAUCCAAUAUUUACAUUGGAUGCACAUGCAAAGGGGAUUAAUUGCAUCGACUACUUCAUUUCUGGUGAUGAACUAUACCUCAUAAGUGGUUCAGAUGAUUAUACUGCUAAGGUAUGGGACUAUAAGUCCAAAACUUGUGUCCAAACACUUGAAGGUCAUGCACAUAAUGUUACUGCAGUACAUGUUCAUCCAGAGCUUCCUAUCAUAAUUACUUGUUCUGAGGAUGAAACUGUCCGCUUAUGGGACAAAGCAAAUUACAGACUUGAGAACACAAUGAAUUAUGGUCUUCAAAGAGUUUGGACUGUUGGAUACAGAAAAAAUUCGAAGCAAUUCGUGUUCGGUUGUGAUAAGGGGACAAUUAUGGUGAAAAUUACUAGCUCCAAAGGCUCUGAUGCUGCAAAUUUGAAACAGGAAUAGGAAGUCUCGAAAGCAUAAUGCCAUAUACCACAGUUAUCAUCAAGGGGUGUUGUGAAGAAUAAAAACCGUGUCUAUUUAUGGUUUAAGAGGAAAAGAAAUAAGUUCACUUAUUACUGUUUAUGCAGCUACCGAUUAAGUGCGUGAGCACUGAAAGUAUAAAGGUCCUUCUUAGGACGGCUUGUUUAUGUUUGUUUGACAUGUUUUUCUGUUGAUGAUGUAUUAGUUGUAAUUCCCGACAUGAAUCUGUUAUAGGUUCAUGAAAUCUCUUAUAAUUGAAUAAGUUUCCAGUUGCAAA
This is a messenger RNA of Rubroshorea leprosula, 1295 nucleotides long. The record is from the annotation of a GenBank genome assembly. Lineage: Eukaryota; Viridiplantae; Streptophyta; Magnoliopsida; Malvales; Dipterocarpaceae.